Molecule: messenger RNA, 2725 nt
Organism: Orussus abietinus
Lineage: Eukaryota; Metazoa; Arthropoda; Insecta; Hymenoptera; Orussidae
Gene: IKKbeta
Product: inhibitor of nuclear factor kappa-B kinase subunit beta
Exons: 13
Coding region: 277-2310 (677 amino acids)
Biological process (GO): tumor necrosis factor-mediated signaling pathway; peptidyl-serine phosphorylation; positive regulation of transcription by RNA polymerase II
Cellular component (GO): IkappaB kinase complex; cytoplasm
Molecular function (GO): ATP binding; IkappaB kinase activity
Source: RefSeq, a predicted model, not a curated record
ACACAAUCCUGUGUAAAUGAACAAGCUAUGGUAGAAAUCAGUAGAAAUCGUGCGUCAUUUAUAGGAUAUGUCGAGGUAUCAUUUAGUAUGGAUUAAUAAUGUAAUAUUCUCCCGGAAUUGUUAUUAUACAACAAACCCUGUUAUUGAAUGAUAAGAUUGGUUAACAUAAGCGACGGAUGAGAUUAUUUGCCUCAUGGAGAUUAAACAAUUUUUUCAUCGAUCUGGAAGUAUUUGAAUAUUGAUAGUAUUGAGAAUUCUUUUUGUUUUGAUGGAAUAAUGGAUACUAUGGAGGACGAACGUUCUGAACAUUGGAUCUGUGAUGGGGAACUUGGUUCUGGAAGCUUCGGUACAGUAGAACUCUGGAGAAGCAAAAGUUCAGGCCGUAUAGUCGCUGUGAAAAGGUGUAAGUUGGAUAACAAACAGUUGACCGAGAAGCAGAAGGAAAGAUGGAUCAACGAAGUAAAAAUAAUGAACAUUUUACGACAUCCAAAUAUCGUAGGAACAGAAUAUGUGUCACGGUUUGUGAGAAAUAUGAGCACUGGUUUACCAGUACUGUGUAUGGAGUACUGCUGUAAAGGGGAUCUCAGAAAAUUGCUGCUUAAAACUGAAAACUGUUGUGGCAUUCCAGAAAAUGAAGUACUCAGGAUAAUGAAACAUGUAUCAUCCGCUGUCGAAUAUUUGCAUUCCCAUUCAAUUACACACCGUGAUUUAAAACCAGAAAACAUUGUCUUACAAUGGCAGAACGAUAUAACGAGUUAUAAGUUGAUCGAUCUUGGGUAUGCUAAAGAACUCGGUGAAAGGAGCCAGUGUGCUUCAGUGGUUGGUACAUUGAGUUAUUUGGCACCAGAAUUAUUUUGGGAUGAUAAGUACAGUUGUUCGGUUGACUAUUGGAGCUUAGGUAUUCUUUUCUAUGAGAUUGUCACAGGAACAAGACCAUUUUUUCCAAAUGCUCAAAUAAAUCUGAAAAGGAUGAAGUAUGUUCAAAACAAGGUAUACAAUGAAAUUUGUGCUCGUGAGGUGAAUGACCAAGUAGUCUUUGGUACAAGUAUUGAAAGUCUUUCCACAUUGUCUCCAUGUAUCAGUAGCAAAAUGGUCGACUGGUUUAGAUUAGUUUUACAAUGGGAUAAGAAAAAUCGCGGGAGAAUGAAUGGAAAUCUAGUAGUUUUCAAAAUGCUACAAGAGAUCCUGUGUAAGAAGAUUCUUCAAAUCUUCAUUGUUCCUCGAUAUUCCCACUGCUCAUAUGCAUUGGAUCAGGAAAGUACUGUUAGAACUUUACAGAACUUAAUACAGGAAAAUAUCAGAAUCCCUGUUGGCAAGCAGUUACUAACCGAUUCCUAUGGGAGAAUACUAAACGAAAAUGAACUUGUAUUUAAUUUGGAUGAUUCACUACUAUUUCUUUUUAAAAGUGGCAGUGUUGAAAUUGAAGAUGUGCCAGCAGUCGUAGCUUCGGAAUACAUCCAACCACUGCUUGAAAAAUCUGCAGUAAAAUUAGACUACUAUACAGUAAAAGACUACUACAGAGCUGCAAUAUUUUGUAUAAAGCAAGAAGUCACUCUUUUUGAAAAUUAUAUCAUUGCAAUAAGUAUAAAAAUAGAUUUGAUAAAUGGGAGGUGUAAAGUAUUGAAUGAAAAUAUUGAAAAGGCUAUAUCGGAUACGAAGUCAGUAAUGACGAUGGCCGAUAACCUGUUGAAGAACGAUAAAACAAUGGAGCAGAAAGAAGAUUAUAUGAAUUUGAUUGCAAAAAUGAAAAAACUUGAUAAUGCAACUAGUCAAGUGAAAAGCAAGUCGAACGAUUUGAUACUACAGAAUACGAAUUUAAGAGAGUUUUGCGAAAUUCCUUGGAUGGCUACUUAUUCAGCUUUGUAUGAUGAAGCUGUGAAGUCUUAUGAAACCUUCAUGAAUAAUGAGCGACGUAGCACCUAUCCUGCACGAAUGGCCCAGCACGUAUAUCAACUUUUUACGCUUCGGGAGAAAAAUAUUCGAGAUCCAAAAAUAAUCAAAAUUACAAGGCAAAUUUGGCAAAUGGAAAACGAAGUUAUGAGGUUAGAACAGUUUCUGAAAUCCGUUAAGGUUUUAAUGCCUAUAUAUAGCCAAGAAUUCCGAAAUUAUGAAUGGAAAAGUCGACGGGAUUUGGAACAAUCAUCGCAUAAUGCUGGGAUUAACCCUGAUUCAUUCGCUUCUAAUUUCAAGAAAUCUUCAGAUUUAUGCAAUGAUGUGAUACACGACAAUGUAGUGCUUCGUUUUUUAAUUAAUGACUACUUGUCAUCGAUGCAAGGAACCUACAAGGAGAUAGUAAACCUUAAUCCUUAAAAUAAUCUUUGGUCCGAUGAAAGCAACCAAAGGACUAUCCCGGUUCAAGACAGAAUAACCGAGUUAAAUACAAGGUUUUACAAAAAGACCACUGGAAGAAUCAUGAAUAUACCAAGACGAUGAGUCAGUGCUGCUCGCAGGAUUUGGUUAAUCGAACCACAAGAAUUUCCAACGGAAUGUUUUUAAUAUGUUCUUUGAUCUUAAUCUUAAAAUGGUCUGAAAUGUGACGUUACAAGUUAGCAGUGAUUAAAAAACAUUGUAAUUACGACUGUUAAGUUUAGAGUUGAUACUUUUCUUACAAAUGAGAUUUAUACAGUUACACAUUAUAUUUUUAUCUUAUUACAAAUCUUAUGAAAGUUCGUUGUACCUUAUGUCUUCAGGAAUUAAUUGUUAAUUAAACUAAUGAUACAUAUGA